AUGUCCAUACGCCUAGAGUGUCUUGUAAAACUGGCCUUCCUGCUACAGACCAGGCUGGAGCAGACUCAAGAUCGUCUGUCUGCCGUCCAACUACGCCCGUCAAUUGACCACGCGGACGAGCAGCGAAAUGUGAUGCAGCAGAAUGUAGAUCUGGUCGCCAGGUUAGAACGCGAUCUGGCCACUGCUGAAGAGGAGGUGGAACGCCUGAAAGCCGAGAUGGAAAGAAGAGAUGAUAUUCGAGUUGACGAAAUCGCCAAAAUGUUGGCUCCUCUGGAACACUUGCGUGAUAGGCAGUCACAUCAAAUAGCAGAAGUUCGCGCUAAAGCUGGUCGGCUGGCAGCCAGGGGCGAGGCACAGGCCAAGGAUUUAUAUCUUGCCAGAGACCUUUUGAACGCGACUAGACAAAAGGAGCUCAAGGUUGGCAUGUUGUUCUGCUAUUAG
Messenger RNA from Protopolystoma xenopodis, 441 nucleotides. Lineage: Eukaryota; Metazoa; Platyhelminthes; Monogenea; Polystomatidea; Polystomatidae. The record is from the annotation of a GenBank genome assembly.